This is a messenger RNA of Drosophila kikkawai, 2094 nucleotides long. RefSeq names its product Neurotransmitter transporter-like (gene Ntl). Gene Ontology annotation, cellular component: plasma membrane. Gene Ontology annotation, biological process: sodium ion transmembrane transport. The record is from RefSeq and is a predicted model, not a curated record. NCBI's taxonomy places the organism in Eukaryota, Metazoa, Arthropoda, Insecta, Diptera, Drosophilidae.
ACGUCCGGAGGACUCUAAGAAAUCCAAAGUUCACUCACUUUUUUGACAGAAAAAUACAAAAAUUAAAUGACAUACAUCUACAAAAUAAAUAGAAUAAAUACAUAUAUUCUAUAUUUAUUUAUUGUGACAUUUUCAUCUAUUCAGUCGUGUUCGGAGCUUGCCAUCUUUCCUUGGAGCUGCUCUCAGCAUGCUAAUUUCGAGGUGUUACCUGGAGUGACUAUCAUGGCCAAUCCAAAUCCAGAGACAAAAGCAAACGAAAAGCAGCCGCCGCGACUGGCAAAGCGUUACAAAAGGGACACUGAGCGUGGCAGAUGGAAGACCAAGCACGAGUACAUCCUGUCGCUCUUGGGCUAUGCCAUUGGCAUUAGCAAUGUCUGGCGUUUCCCAUAUCUCUGCUAUCGCAGUGGCGGAGCUGCCUUCUUAAUACCCUACAUGUUUAUGGUCAUAGUGGCCGGCAUACCAUUGUUCUACAUGGAACUAUUAAUUGGUCAAUUCUCAAGCACUGGCUGUACUGGGAUGUUCCGGCUGGCUCCUCUAUUCCGGGGAGCCGGCAUCGCCCAGGUCAUUGUGAACUCCUACUGUGUGUGCUACUAUUCGGUGCUCAUCUCGUAUCCCCUCCGCAUGAUCUCCUACUGUUUCUUUAAGAAGGUGCCUUGGAGGGAUUGCACGAAUUCGUGGAAUACUGAGAAUUGUGUCAGCGUUGACCAGCUGGGGUAUCAAAAUCAAACGGGUUUCACUACUUCUUCAGAGGAGUUCUUCAACCUGGAAGUGCUUAAGCUUUCCUCGGGCAUCUCUGACCUGGGCGGGAUGGUGUGGCAGCAGUUGCUCAGCCUGUUCAUCACCUGGGUCAUUGUGUAUGCCUGUCUGGCAGGAGGUAUCAAAACGGUGGGCAAAGUCGUGUACUUUACCGUGCCCUUUCCCUACCUGCUGCUCCUGAUCCUGUUCGUUAGAGGGGUUUCCCUGCCUGGAGCCUGGGUGGGCAUCAAGUUCUUUCUGUAUCCUGAGUGGCAUCGCCUCCUGGAGCUCAAGGUCUGGGCGGAUGCCGCCAUUCAAAUGUUCUUUGGCCUGGGACCCGGCUGGGGCGGUCUGAUCAACAUGGCCAGCUUCAGUGAUUUCCGGAACAAGCCCAAGUACGAUACGUAUUUCAUAGUUUCGCUAAAUGUUUUCACCAGCAUCUUUGCCGGCUUCGUGGUCUUCUCCGUUCUGGGAUUUCUCUCUUACAAGUCUGGCAUACCCGUUGAAGAUGUAACCACAGGUGGAGCGAGUCUGGCUUUUAUCACCUAUCCGGAGGCCAUUACCAAGAUGCCCGUUCCCCAGCUCUGGGGGCUCCUGUUCUACGUGAUGCUCUUUCUGCUGGGCAUUGACACUGUGUUUGUUCAACUGGAGGCCAUUAUGUCCUCCAUUAUGGACGAGAUGCGGUGGCUGAGGCGGUACAAGUAUGUGAUGAUAAUGGUCACCUGUCUGUUAUUCUUUUUGUGCUCCACCAUAAUGUGCACCAAUGGCGGCAUGUUCAUCCUGCAGCUGUUCGAUUGGUACUCUUCGUCCUUGUCGGUGUGCGUCAUCUGCAUGGUAGAGAUCUUUAUGGUGUCCUGGGUGUAUGGCAUCAAGAACUUUAUGCUGGAUGUGGAGUUUAUGCUCGGCAAGAGGCCCAGUCUGUAUUGGAAGAUUCUGUGGCAGUGGGUAACUCCUCUGAUUCUAAUCUUCAUGUUCAUUACCACCAUUGUCUUCAUGAGGACCAUCACGUACAACAACAUUAAGUAUCCAGCCUGGGCCAUUGUCCUGGGCUGGGCUACUUGCGUGACCUCCGUGAUGUUCAUACCGCUCUACAUUCUGUACAUCAUCAUCCGGAAGCGGUCCACGCUCAGAAGCAGCUUGAAGAGACGCCUCAAGCCCAUGGACUGGACGCCGGCGGAUCCGGAAGAUCGGGCCGCAUACGAGGCCUUUCGACGAGAGAGGAACAUGCCAGGCUUUAUGUCCGAUAGCGACUCUGGUGGUAACAAAUAGCCACAUAUAUAGUUUUUCGAUAUAUACAUAUAUUUGUAGACUACGUGUCCCAAAAUUUGUACAGCCAAUAUAGGUAUUUGUAUGGUUGAA